Messenger RNA from Apus apus (common swift), 1151 nucleotides. RefSeq names its product abhydrolase domain containing 14A (gene ABHD14A). Gene Ontology annotation, cellular component: cytoplasm. NCBI's taxonomy places the organism in Eukaryota, Metazoa, Chordata, Aves, Apodiformes, Apodidae. The coding region runs from base 191 to 1009 and encodes 272 amino acids. The transcript has 5 exons. The record is from RefSeq and is a predicted model, not a curated record.
GCCGAGCCGAGCCGAGCCCUAGCCGAGUGCUGCCGAGUCGUAGCCGAGUGCUGCCGAGCCUGUUCCGAGCCCUCCAAGCCCCAGCCGAGCUCUGCUGAGCCCCACUGAGCCGGGACCCCUCUCCCGGCACCGGCCGUUCUCUCCCGGGACCUCAGCCCCGGCGCGGGGGGGCCCUGCCGGGGCAGCGGAGAUGCCGCUCGCGGGCAGCCGCCUGGGGCUCCUGCUUCUCGGGGCGCUCCUCACCCUCAUCCUCUACCUCCUGCUCCCAGCUGCCCAGCAGGAGCCACGUGUGGCGGGCAGCCAGCCUGUCGAGGGGAAGCGGGGCCAGCGGGCAGCCAAUGCCACCAUGCGCACGGGGAUGGCGGCAGGAGAUCCCCCUGUCUUCUACAGGGAGGUUUCAGCGGCGCCCGAGGCCAGUGGCAUCGCCGGCCCCAGGAGGCCUGAUGUCCUGUUCCUGCACGGCCAGGCAUUCACCUCCAAGACGUGGGAGGCCCUGGGCACACUGGCACUGCUUGCUGGAGAAGGCUACCGUGCGGUUGCAAUAGAUCUGCCUGGCUAUGGGGAUUCGCCCCCAGCGGAGAUGGUGGCCACAGCGCAGGGCCGGGUAGCUCUCCUGGACCAUGUCCUCCAGGAGCUGGACAUGCAGACGCCUGUUCUCGUCAGCCCAUCCAUGAGUGGCCGCUUUUCCCUGCCCUUCCUCCUGACACGGAAGGACCAGCUGGCUGGCUUCGUGCCCGUGGCACCCGUGGGCACCAAGGACUACACCGCUGAGCAGUACCGGCAGGUCCAGACACCCACCCUGAUCCUGUAUGGUGAGCAUGACACAAGGCUGGGUCUCCAGGCCCUGCAGAGCCUCCGGCACCUCCCCAGGCACCACGUGGCCGUGGUGCCAGAUGCUGGCCAUGCCUGCUACCUGGACAAGCCGCAGGACUUCCACCGGGCCCUUCUGGGCUUUCUGUACCAGCUGAAGAGAUCUGCUGAGCAGAGGACGGGGACAAGGGCAUCCUGAGAGACUGGGGGGCACAGGUGGCUGGUGUAAGGGUGCUGUUCUCCUUUGGGGUGACCCCCAGGGUGGUGGGAGGGGACAACUGAGACUCCCUUGCUGGCACAGAGUGUGUCAUCUGUUACAAGGCCAAUAAACUGAUGCUGCU